Molecule: messenger RNA, 7763 nt
Organism: Dermacentor silvarum
Lineage: Eukaryota; Metazoa; Arthropoda; Arachnida; Ixodida; Ixodidae
Product: probable oxidoreductase PXDNL
Biological process (GO): response to oxidative stress
Molecular function (GO): heme binding; peroxidase activity
Source: RefSeq, a predicted model, not a curated record
CAGCAGCACAUCUGGAACAUCACCGAGCCGGCGCUGUUCUCGAGCGGCGUCGCCAUGCGACCGGGCCAGCCGCCGUGGUUCCUGGGCGCCAUGGGCAAGACCAAGGUCGUGUCCAAGAACAUUUCGGCGCUGGCGCUCAUCACCGAGCAGGCCAGCAAGAACCUGGCCGGCAAGCUGAACCUGUCUCCGCGAGACGUCACCUUCGGGCUGACCAAGGUGGACGUGCGCGGCACCCUGGCCCAGGCCCUGUGCCCGUACAAGUCCGGCAGGCUGGCGCCCCCGUGCUCGGCGCAGCGGUUCAGGACGUACGACGGCUACUGCAACAACCUGCAGAACCCGUACUGGGGGAGCGCCAACCUGCGCUACCUGAGGUUCCUGCCGCCCAGCUACGCCGACGGCAUCAGCUCCCUUCGCGUCGACUCGCGCGGCCGGCAGCUGCCCAGCGCGCGCACCGUCAGUGCGUCCAUGUUCCUGGAUCAGGACCGGCCUCACGACCAUGCCUCCAUGAUGACCAUCGCCUGGGGCAAGUUCGUCUUCCACGACAUGUCGCACACGGCUCAGAGCGCCGGUUUCGAAGGGUCACGCAUCAAGUGCUGCGACGUGGCCGAGGGCUUCGAACACCCGGAGUGCUUGCCCAUCGACGUGCCGGCCCAGGACCCGUACUACGGCCGCUUCGGCCAGCGCUGCCUCGAGUACGUGCGCUCCAGCGCCGCCCCUCGGGAGACGUGCGGACUGGGACCACGUGAGCAGAACAACCAGGUGACGUCAUUCCUGGACGGCUCUACCAUCUACGGCUCGUCCGAGGCCGAGGCCAAGUUCCUGCGCGCCUUCGAGGCGGGCCAGCUGCUCAGCCAGCGGACGCAGGGAGGCGAGGAGCUCCCUCCGGCCGACCUGUCCACGCUCGACUGCCGGCGCGGUUCGCAGGACCCGCCCUGCUUCUCGAGCGGGGACCCGCGCAUCAACUCCGACCUGGGUCUGGCCAUGAUGCACACGGUGUGGCUCAGGGAGCACAACCGGGUGGCGCGAAGCCUGCAGGGUCUGAACCCGCAGUGGGACGACGAGAGAACCUUCCAGGAAGCUCGCCGCAUCGUGGGCGCCGAGAUGCAGUUCAUCACGUACAACGAAUUCCUGCCGGCGCUGCUGGGACCGGAAGUGGUCGAGCGGUUCGGGCUGCGCCUCGAGAACCAGGGCUACUUCCGGGGAUACGACGCACGCCGCCUGCCCGGAGUUACCAACGUCAUGGCGGCCGCCGGUGUCUGGGCUCUGGCCUCCGCUGCACCCGCGCAGGUGGAACUGUUCGACCCGGGCCGGUUCCAGCGGCUGGGCAGCCUGCCGGAGACGGCGUUCCGGCCCCAGGAGCUGUACACGCGGCUCAAGCAGAUCGCCGCCGGCGCCCUCAUGCAGCACGCCCAGAAGAUGGACAACUUCGUCUCGAGACACGUGACCCAGGACAUGUUCGCCUCCUCAAACAGAGAGUCCGGCAUAGACUUGACCUCCGUUGCGAUCCAGCAGGGCCGGGACCACGGCCUCGCAGGCUACACCCGCUGGCGCCAGUUCUGCGGCCUGCGGACCAUCGACGACUUCGACGGCCUGUCGCGAGUCAUGAGCUCGGACGCCGCGUUCCGAUUGAGCCAGCUGUACCCCACCGUGCACGACGUCGACCUGCUGCCAGCUGCCCUGGCCGAGACUCCCGUCGAAGGCGGCCUCGUCGGUCCCACGCUCGCCUGCAUCUACGCCCACCAGUUCCGGCACCUGCGCGUCUCGGACAGGUUCUGGUUCGAGAACGCCAACCAGCCGUCGUCCUUUACCGAGGACCAGCUGCGCGAACUGCGAAAGACAAGCCUCGCUCGCGUCCUCUGCGACAACGUGUUCCUCAGGUCCGGCGGAGGAGUGGUGCAGCCGCGGACCAUGAGGGUUCCGGACCCGUGGCUCAACAACCUCAUGUCGUGCGAGGACAGGCUCCUGACGAACGUCGACCUGGACGCCUGGCAGGAGGGGUCGAGGCUGCUCAACGUACCCGACUCGGUUCUUCAGGAUGCGCUCGCCGAUCUGGCGGCGUCCCAGGGAGGCCAGUUCGGCAGGUUCAACAGCCGCGGUGGUUUCAUGAGGGCCACGGCGGGUUCCAGGAGCAUACACAACCAGUCCGAGGCUCUGGAGCUGGCUACGAGGCGCCUGCUCAAGGCAAUGAAAAAGGGCGAGAGCAGGCAAGACGUCAUUCCGGCACUCAGGCAGGUCGACCUGUCCAAGUUCGCCACAGAGUUCGAGGAACCGGCCGCCUGCGAGGAAGAGACCCUGGGUCCCUGCGACCAAAGGACGCCAUUCAGGACACUUUCCGGCCGCUGUAACAACCUCAGGCGGCCUAACCUGGGCAAAGUGGGAAACAGCUUCAGAAGAGUCCUGCCAGGCUUGUACGAAGACGGCGUGUCUGCGCCGCGUUCGCGUAGUGUCACCGGAACACCACUUCCCAGUCCCCGACUGGUCUCUUUCACUGUUCACGGAGACUCCAGCCGCCCUCACCAGCGGUACACCAUGAUGCUCAUGCAGUUGGGACAGUUCAUCGACCACGACAUCGCGCACACGCCGCUUGCCGAAGGCCCCAACGGCGAGACGCUGCGUUGCCGAGCGUGCGACUCGCCGCGUCGCAUCAACAAGGAGUGCUUCCCCAUUCCCAUCCCGACCAACGACCCGCACUUCCCUAGCGUCAGUCGGAAGAAUCCCAACAUCCCCCAGUGCCUGCCCUUCACUAGGUCCAUGUCAGGGCAGAGGACUCUCGGAAGCAGGGAACAGAUAAACCAGGUCACGGGGUACAUGGAUCUGUCGACCGUAUACGGCUCGGACGACUGCGCCAGGGAAGAGCUCAGAAUCUUCCGCGGUGGUCUGCUGAACAUGAGCGCACACCCCGCCGGACCGCAGUUCAAGCCACUGCUGUCCGAAGUGGACGGCGCUGCGGACUGCAUCUCGUCCAACGGCCGCUGCUUCAUAGCUGGAGACACGCGCGUCAGCGAGCAGCCCGGACUCACCUCAAUGCACACCAUCAUGUCGAGGGAACACAACCGCGUGGCCCGCGCACUUCAGAGCCUGAACCCUCACUGGAACGACGACCGCCUCUUCGAAGAAGCGAGACGCAUCGUCGGCGCCAUGUACCAGCGGAUCGUCUACUCCGAGUUCAUACCGCGGACACUGGGCUGGGAGUCCGUGAGCCACUGGGGCUUGCACCUCCUCGACGAAGGAUACUACAGUGGAUACGACCCCAACUGCGACGUCGGAUCGUUCAACGAAUUCGCGACGGCUGCGUUCCGCUUCGGCCACACGCUACUGCCCCCGGUGCUGAAGCUGGUAGGACCCGCGUACGACGAGCUGGGAGGCCUCAAGCUCACCGACGCGUUCUUCAACAGCCAGACCCUGUACCGUAGGGACAGGUUGGACCAGCUGCUGCGAGGCCUUCUCUCGACGCCAAUGGAGAACUUCGACAACCACGUGACCGAAAUGGUCACCAACCACCUUUUCGAGUCCAAGACCGUGCCCUUCUCCGGUCUCGACCUGGUCGCCAUCAAUCUACAGCGAGGUCGUGACCAUGGUCUGAGGACGUACAACGACUACCGCGCCUUCUGCGGGCUGACGCGCGCCCGUUCCUGGUCCGACCUGGAGGGCCACAUUCCGCGCAACACACUCCGGGCCAUCGCCGGAGUCUACCGCGAUGUGGAGGACGUCGACGUGUUCACGGGCGGACUGUCGGAGUUCCCGCUGGCCGGGGCCGUGGUUGGCCCGACGUUCAGCUGCCUGCUGGGAUUCCAGUUCCAGCGGCUUCGGCGCUGCGACCGCUUCUGGCACGAGAACGGCGACACGGUGGUGCGGUUCACGCCCGACCAGCUGGCACAGAUCAGGAAGGCCUCGCUGGCCAAAAUCAUCUGCCAGAACUCGGACACGACGCGGUUCAUCACCAGGAAGGUGCUAGACGUCUACGACCCCUUCCUCAACCCGAGGGUUUCCUGUGGUAGCAUACAAGACGUCGACCUCAACUUUUGGAGGGAUAACAUUGUGUAGAAACAGCCUAUAGAGCAACGAGAAGACUGUUCGUGUGAGAGUAGCGACGACCGCUACGCGGCGCUCGAGCUGCCAUCGCACGCGGAAGCGAUGAGCUCCAGCUGGAGAAAGACUGAACGUGAUAGUGACGUCACGUGCCGUCACGUGACGGAAGUGUCCCACCAAACGGCAUUCAACGCGGGAGCUCUCCGAGAGACCACAGCUGCGAAACUCUGCGUUUUUUUUUUCUUUUUUUUUUUUUCUUUUCCGAAAGUGUCUACCGAUGUGUGCUUCGGUUAAAAUUGAACAGUAAUGUAUUUAGAGAGUUUUAGAGAACUUUCGAUUUGCCCGUAUGACUUAUUACCCUUCACGGAAUACCGGGCUGCCGAAGGUGCAGACGAGAGUAUUGUAGUGAGAUGGCGCCGUGUUAGUGGCGCAAUCUCCAGAGGGACACUGAGCUAUUACUGUUAGUGACCUACCAUGUUCUACAUAACUGCCAUUGUAAAGCGUUAGUGGCUACCUAUUCGUCAACAAUUCAUUUCUAUGUUCCUUCACAGACAACACCACGGAACAAAAGAAAUAAUCAAUUAGUUAACGACUUUUAGAACAUCUUGCAGUUGGACAAAGUGCCACAAGGUGUCACUAUACCAGUGUUGCCACUGCCGUCCACGUCCCCGAUAGCACGGUAUAUAGUAAAGGGUGAUACGUCUUCGGUCAAGCUAUAUAGUUCACCUUAACUAGCAACAUUAGGAAUAAGACGGACCGUGAACGCCGCCUUACGGGCACGAACAAUGUGAUCACGAGGAAGUGUUGACAACCAUUUUUGUUUCUCAAACGGAGGGGGAGGAGCUUACAGCAUGCUUACGCCAUAUUUAACUCCAUUUUUACACUUCUCGUACUACCUGAUAAUGUUGGUUGACUCGUCCAUGUGGAGUUCGUUCACUUUGCCCAUGUCUAAACGGAGUCAAAAUACAUCCAUUGAGGUAUUACGAGAAUUAUCGGAUAUUGUAGCUAAUUAGGAAAGAGUGGUCACUCCCGACCCUAUUCUUCGUAGAGCGAAAAGAAGAUGCUGUGCAGCCUACCCUCGUACGUCACGCGUUUGUCGCAAACCUCUGGCAUUUCCAUUACACUAUGGUGCUUUUAAUAUUGUCGCGAUAACAAUAUUCUCGUAACAAUACACACAAUAGAAGUGCUGUCAGAACGACUCGUUGCAUAAAAAAAAACGCUUUCUUUUUUUUUUCUGUUUGCUGUCGCGUAUGCAACGGAUGUUUACAAGUCAACGGAACGGGCAGGUCGCCAAGGAAAAAAACCGUAGUUUCGCAGCCACGUCUCGCUCGUAGGACUCAGCUGUUCAUUUCACACGUAGGCGCCAUCAUCACGCUUAGAUGCGCAUUACUAAACGUAAUUCAGCACGCCUAUAGGAUAGCUUCUAUCACGCUACUCACUUCGUCGAAAUCACACAUAUCGCCAUCAUUUCACCAAGAUUACCAUCAUUAGUGAAGCGAAAAAAAAAUAGUAUGUAUACACCCUAGAAACUGCUUUUGAAGACUACGCGCGGCAUUUUUUUAUAUAACUUAGACGCCACCAUGGCAUACUUCUUCUGACUGCGUAGGUUCGACGAUAAAAAACUGGACCUAUAUAUAUAGUAAUAAUACAUGACGGUUGUUGAAUGGAAAGAUACUGGUCUUUUGUCAUGUCCCACGAUUGUCUCUCGGACAGUUUUUCUGCUACAUCAGCAACUGUUACCUGAUUCAGCUUUUGUUCAUUCUUGUCUAACGUUGCCAUGUGACACGUGUUAUCAAGCACAAAUUAAAUGAGGAGAAGAAGAGUUUCAAGCAAGAAAAGCAAAAUUAUGACUGCUCUUGUAUCAUGAUUACUUUGUAUCAAGCCACCCGAUUCAUGGCGUAUCGCUCGUAAUGCGAUGCGCCUUCACCACAUAUUAUCAACCAACAAACUAACCUCGUAUCAAAGAAUGAAUAUCAACAUCAAGCUUGAAGUAGCCGCGAUAUCAGAACGACCGAUUUGGAGGAGGACAUGUUUACUGCUUAAGAAUACAUGAUGAACACCAAAUUAUUAAAGCAAGUGCAGUGUUUCUUUCCAUUGUUCUUUCGCAAAACGAUGUUAAACACAUGUGCUGGAUUCACUGUGUCAAACUGUGACACAACAUUCGUCUAUCCGAUGUUUGAGAGGUACCGUAGUUUCAAGACUAUACCCAUAAGCUAUAGUCCGCAUGAUGUUGUUUCAGCUGAGUGUAGAAAGGAAGCGUUUCAAUUGGACAGUGCGCAUCUAGCAAACAUUAAGCUGGAUAUUUAAAACCUAUUGAGUGCUAAACUGAGCUCACGUCUAACCAGACAUUGCGGCGACCACAAGCGGUAUCAGCGUAGCUGUGCGAAUGCGUUGUGGAAUGAGUUGGGCGCAGGCUAUCGGUGUCUCUUUCUCUUUUCUGUAUAGGGACAAUAUUCCCGAGUGAUAGUUUAAAUCCAGAGAGCAAAUAACGCAUGUCUCCAGGCGCAGAACCAGCCAACUCCAAAGGGAUGCCCUGAAUAUUACAUAGCUGUGGACAGUCCUCACUGCCGUGAUAUCCGACAUCUAAGCUAGUAAAUUCCGCUGACUGCAGUCAAGAAAAUGCAGCAACCGUUCUGCAAAGGAUUGUCGAUUCGGCGAUAUGCCCGACGAAUGAUAUUGCAAUACGGAAGAACUCUGUGCAUGAAAGGUACCGAUUAUUUACGCUACAGAUGUGAGCGCAUGAAAGUAGAGUAUGCUCUUGAAUGUAGAAUAUCUCAGGAUUGUGCAAUUCCUCCUUAGUAACUCUGGAAUAUUAAGAAUGGUGUUUAUAAUUAUCAUGAUGAUGAUUAUGUUAAGUGCCAGUGGUCAAAGGUACUCAUUAGUUACACUACAGAUGUGUGCGCAUGAAUGUACAGUGUGCUCUUGAAUGUAGAGUAUCUCAAGAUUGUGCAAUUCCUGCUUAGUUUAUAACUCUGGCAUAUUAAGUGUAUGAUGAUGACGAUAAGUGCCAGUGGUCGCGCAGCACUAUAUCAGCCCGUUUACUACACCGUGCCUGCACGCGCACUUGCUAGGCGCUUGGCUAAUUACUUAACUCGACACAAUUAUGAGCUCACAGUCCCCGCCAAGAACAUCACGUGGGGCGAAGCAUUCUUAAUGCCACCUAGAGUUGUUUCGUUUAAGGGAUCGUCCGGCAAUUUUUUUACAGUGCGUUAUUGACACACAGAGUGGUGUUUUUUUUUUUUCAACACACAGUUAGGUGUGCCAGUCCACAAUAGUUUUCGAAAUUUCGCUAGCAGUCUGUGCGUGACGCCACAGGCGUCCUCUCAAUACGUUUCAACUAUAACGUCAGAUUCUUCUUUCGCGUUCUGAAUUUUUGCUCGGACUCGCUAUGUGACAAUCUGUGACAAGACAUGCACAUACAGAACAAUACCGCACAAUACCUACGACGUCAUAUUGCGCCGCCCGAGCUGGAUUAUUUCAAGUUUCGUAUUCAAUAUAACAAAAAUUGACAAGAUCUUGGUAGUCUGCUAUUCCUGAACAUAAAAGAAAACUGUGUGUAGGUUGUUUUAGAGGUAGGAUAGCAUGAUUUCCUUCAGAUCUCGAAAUCACAUGAUACCGCCCGAUGAUCCCUUCGAGCACCGCGUCUUACUUGUGACAAAUGCCGCGACAAAUACAUUCCUCUUGUCUGUCGUAUCGUCAUAUUUGUAAAUAAACUUUUGUUCAUAGUUCCUGAA